CGCGCGUGUUGCGCAGCCUGCCUUCCUUGCCUCUAUUUUGACUUGACCUCAAUCCGCUCCUUUGUGUUUCCUGUGCGCCCGCAUUUUUAUCUUUCCCCCCAUUUGCGCGUGGUUUUCCUUCCCCUCAAGUUCACACCCAUGACCUCCUAUGCUUAGCUGUUGCGCCACAGCUCCAGCCUUCCCGCCGUCGGCUGUCUCGUCGCCACGACCUCACGAAAGCCCUCCUCUGCGAGCUUUGCUGGCCGGCGCCGGUUGCCCGGAUUAAUUAUGGGCGACCUCAAAUCGAGGCUCAAUAAUGCACGAACCAAGCUGCUUCGGAGAGGCAGCGCUGCCUCUGCACGCUCUAUCGCCUCGUCGGUCGGCAGCACCGAAGGCCCGCGGAAAGGCAGCCUGCAUAGAAGCGUCUCUUUGACAAAGCUGCCAGAGGUGUCGACGGCCGAUGUGGCCGCAGACAACUCGGAGCAGCUAUCACAGUCGGCUGUUUUGCCAGAGACCGGUGAUCUGUUUGGAACGGCCGCUGCCGACAAUCGUGCCGAAAGCUCGACCUCAAGGGAUCGACAUUCACAGAAAAACAACACCGACGUGCCAACUGCGUGUCCCACAGUCACGCUUGAAGAGCCUUCUCCAAUCCCUCUCCUCACCCAGCCCGUGCUACCUCAGGCCGUCGAGACUCCCAUUGAGACUGAAGAUCCCUCUGAACUCCCUCUUCUCUCCGCGACACGCCCCAGCUCGAGGCCGGCACCACCAGGCGUGAUCCGACGCCAAUCGCUCGUCACGAACUCGAAUGCGCGCAUAAUAAGAACCCUCCUCGAACCUGAUCUACCCCCCUUUGCUGCGGCUGGGGUCGACGUUGGCCCUCCUCCUGCCUCGGACUACUUCUCCAGCUCGGCUGGCUUGGCAGGCAUGUUGCAUCGGAAGAUUUGGGUCAAGAGGCCGAAUUCCUCCGCGACAUUGGUGCAGAUACGCGAGGAUGACUUGGUCGAUGAUGUGCGGGACACGAUAUUGAAGAAAUACGCGAAUUCAUUGGGCAAGAACUUCGACCCACCAGACGUCACGUUGCGGAUGUGUCCAAGAGACAGCACGGCGAAGUCCGGCGAUAGGAUACUCGGCCCAGAAGAGGAGAUGUGUAGGACGCUAGAUGCGUACUAUCCCGGGGGUCAGACAAUAAAUGAAGCUCUGAUCAUCGACGUCCCUCAACGGAGGACGCCCAAGCCUUCGCCGCGUGUGCCACUAUACUACUCUCAUCAUGAUGACUCGAGGCCCUUCGAGAACUCGUCAGAAUACUUUCCGCCGAUGCCCAUCGUCAACCCGUCGCCAGCUACUAUAAUGACAAGCUCCCACGAGAGCAGAGGCUCGCUCCCGCAUGCUCCCCACUCGAUCGCCGUUCUUCAAACAGGACAAUUGCCUCCAUUGCCUUCUCCAGGCAGCACGAGGAGGCUGCAUCACGGCCGACCGAAGUAUCCACGCCAUAACACUGCCUCUCCGACCACGUUAACAGGUGUCCCUAGCUCCGUCAAUGCCGUACGUCCUGCCAAUCGCCCACGCCACGACUCCUCCGCCUCCGAAACAAAGCAUUCCACCACCUCGGGAAACGCUCCCAUAGCUACUCCCCCCGCCCCAACCGAGCAGGCUGUACGGCAAAACUCUACUUCUCCUAUCCCUCGCGUCGCGUCCCCCCGGCCAGACAAGAAGCGGAGGAAACCCAAGGCAGUUGAGCCACCCACUCUCCCCGCUGGCUUGCUCGAUGGAUCGGUGCCACCAAUCAAUGUGUUGAUUGUGGAAGAUAACAUCAUCAAUCUGCGAGUUCUGGGAGCUUUCAUGCAGCGCCUAAAAGUUCGCUGGCAAAGGGCUAUGAAUGGAAAGGAGGCUGUCACUAAAUGGCGGGCGGGCGGAUUCCAUUUAGUGCUCAUGGACAUUCAAUUGCCUAUAAUGAAUGGGCUAGAAGCGACAAAAGAAAUAAGGCGGUUAGAGCGGGUGAACAGUAUCGGGGUGUUCAGCAGCGGAAGCAGUGAGACACCGAACAGCAAGCUGGGAGAUGACGGAAAGAACGAAAAUGUGCAGGGCGAGGACAAGCUGGGUGACAAGAAUCUCUUUAAGAGUCCGGUGAUCAUUGUGGCGCUCACGGCUAGCUCGCUACAGAGUGACAGGCACGAGGCUUUGGCCGCAGGAUGCAAUGAUUUCCUAACAAAGCCUGUCAACUUUGUUUGGCUCGAGCGAAAGGUCAAGGAAUGGGGUUGUAUGCAAGCUCUCAUCGACUUCGACGGCUGGCGUAAAUGGAAAGACUUUGCCGCGCCAUCAGACACCACCGAAGGCACUUCCAAGAUCUCCACCAGCUACUCCGCCAUUGCACCCAGAGCAAGAACUAAUGCGACUCUUAGCCCAACAGCCGCUGCGAACUCAAUGAAUGGCAAGUCCGGCCCCACUGCGGCAAAUGGUAUCAUCUCCACGCCCAAGACGAGGGAUGAGGAAAAGAAGAAUAAGAGGAAGAGUACAGGAGUUGUACCACCGCCGUUGGUUGAGGAGGAGGGGAACUCUCCAACGCCGCCGGAAGCAGAUAGCUCGGCGAGCUAGUGCUUAGGCUGCGGCUAGGAUCGUACUUUUUUCUGCGGCCUGUUGUUAGGUGAUUAAGAUUUGGUAAAAGAUUCGUUUGGCUUUGCACAGGAGAAAAUCCAUCGUAGGUUGUAAACUGUUCACGCGCGGCAUACAUUGGUCUAUGGCUUCAACUGGGACUAUUCUUAUAUAGCAUCACAUCUCAUAUGGUGUUUCGCUAGCGUUUCCUGGCGUUUGGAUCCGGGAUUUCUGGCCACCAGCCGUGCUUUGGGCUGGUGAUUGCUCAUUGCAGGUCCAUUGGGCAGGUGGGUAUUGUUUCUGACGACGGCUCCAAGAAAGGAGGUUCAAACGUACACGAUUACGACAUGGGAUAUGUCUAUAUGUUUCUUAUACCGUAUGGCUGUGGAGAGGGAUGAGGGGGUUGGGAUGGAUAGUGCAUCCUGUGGGGCAUAUCUUUGAUAAUGGUAAUCUAGAAUGCAGACUCGUUGCAGA
Molecule: messenger RNA, 3042 nt
Organism: Lindgomyces ingoldianus
Lineage: Eukaryota; Fungi; Ascomycota; Dothideomycetes; Pleosporales; Lindgomycetaceae
Exons: 2
Coding region: 268-2571 (767 amino acids)
Biological process (GO): osmosensory signaling via phosphorelay pathway
Cellular component (GO): Mcs4 RR-MAPKKK complex
Molecular function (GO): protein kinase activator activity; phosphorelay response regulator activity
Source: RefSeq, a predicted model, not a curated record